UCACCGCUGACGAGUGUCUAGCUUUGCGAGGAGUUUGAGCACGUGGCAUCAGCCCGGCGCAGUGAACCCGCCGAGCCACAGGUUUCUACGCCUGUUCCCAACAUCUCUUCCUCUCUUCCCCUCGAGCAAGAGCUCAUCCAUAUCCUCCAUUCCCCCUCGACCCAAGAGACCAACCGGGCAAGAACCCAAAGCCCACGAUGAGCACGGAGCCGGAGGUCGUCCACAGCGGCGGCUGCCACUGCCGGCGCGUGCGCUGGCAGGUGGAGGCGCCGGCGAGCGUGGUGGCGUGGAUCUGCAACUGCUCCGACUGCUCCAUGCGGGGGAACACCCACUUCGUCGUGCCCAAGGACAAGUUCGCGCUCCAGGCCGGCGCCGGCGAUUUCCUCACCACCUACACCUUCGGCACCCACACGGCCAAGCACACCUUUUGCAAGGUGUGCGGGAUCACCUCCUUCUACAUCCCCAGGUCCAACCCCGACGGCGUCGCCGUCACCGCCGCCUGCGUCGGCGCCGGCACCCUGGCGCACGUCGAGUACAGGAAGGCGGACGGGAGGAACUGGGAGCAGUGGAUCGAGGCGAGCGGCAUCUCCGAGUUCUCCAAGCCCAAGGCCGCCGAGUAGGAGGACCUGACCUGGCCCGUGUUCGGUUCAGGAUUUCAGGUCAGUUUGGUUGGUGGUUGCUGGCUGAAUUCCUCUCCUUGUUAGUCAUGAAAAGUACGUAUGUGAGAAUAAACUUGGACAUGAUGGUCCAAACUUGUCCUGAAUUUUUCUCCUUGUUAGUGAAAAGUUUGGUUGGUGGUUGCUAGCUGAA
Molecule: messenger RNA, 810 nt
Organism: Aegilops tauschii subsp. strangulata
Lineage: Eukaryota; Viridiplantae; Streptophyta; Magnoliopsida; Poales; Poaceae
Molecular function (GO): carbon-sulfur lyase activity
Source: RefSeq, a predicted model, not a curated record